Messenger RNA from Neopelma chrysocephalum (saffron-crested tyrant-manakin), 2688 nucleotides. It is a transcript of the gene EDA2R, whose product is annotated as ectodysplasin A2 receptor. Gene Ontology annotation, biological process: positive regulation of JNK cascade; positive regulation of canonical NF-kappaB signal transduction; tumor necrosis factor-mediated signaling pathway. The record is from RefSeq and is a predicted model, not a curated record. NCBI's taxonomy places the organism in Eukaryota, Metazoa, Chordata, Aves, Passeriformes, Pipridae. Gene Ontology annotation, molecular function: tumor necrosis factor receptor activity; protein binding. The coding region runs from base 102 to 1607 and encodes 501 amino acids. Gene Ontology annotation, cellular component: plasma membrane. The transcript has 9 exons.
CCUGGUCCCGCUGGCACUGCCGGUCUCGCCGGCACUGCCGGUCCCGGUCCGCGCCGUCCUGCCAGCGCCGGUACACAGGCUCCCCACUCCUCUCCAGCACAAUGGCCUGCCAAGAGAGCGAGUACCUGGAUGACCAGAAGAAAUGUGUCCCCUGCAGAAAGUGCAUGCCUGGGCAGGAGCUUUCCAAGGACUGCGGCGACGGCAGCGGUGGGGACGCGCAGUGCGUGGCCUGCCCUCCCAGGAAAUUCAAGGACCGCUGGGGACACCACGGCUGCAAGCCCUGCCUGUCCUGCGCCCUCAUCAACCGCCUCCAGAAGUCCAACUGCACGGCGACGGCCGACGCGGUGUGCGGGGAGUGCCUGCCAGGGUUUUACCGGAAAGCACGGAUCAGCGGGCAGCUGGAAUGGGAGUGCAUCCCCUGCACCAAGCAGACGCCCUCCUCCGAGCCACAGUGUCGCUCCAGAACUAACCUGGUGAAGGUGGCCAUUCCCACUGUACCACCACAGGACACGGCCCUUCUUGCACUGACCAGCAGCGCCCUGAUCAUCAUCGUCCUGGUGCUUCUGGCACUCUCCAUCAUCUACUGCAAGCGGUUUUGGAAGAGCCAGUGCCAGCGAGUCUUCCUGAGGACUCAGAACUUCUCGGGCCAGCGAGCAAUGUUCCCGACCGCAGCGGCGCCCGGCAGGUUCCUGUGUGAGGAGCAGAUGUCUGGUCCCUGCUGCCUGGGUGUGAAGAACCUGAGCCCUUGCUACAGGCAGGCAGAAGGCCCUGUGGAAGUGGUGCAGUUCGUUUCAGACGGGGAAGCUGUGGGUCUCCAGCUCCCCUCUCUCCAGCCAGAGAUGGACUUGCCGCCGGCCAUUGUGGUCAGCGCUGCCUCCAAGGCCCAGCUGGGCAGGAGCCUCCUGGAAAGCCAGCCCCUCAUCCGGGCCUCGGGCCAUGGUGACUGCCUGGCCGGGGUCCUGCCGCCCCCCGCCCCAAGGCAGGGCCAGCCAGGCACGGUGGAGGCCCUGGCCCCCCUCUCCUCUUGCGCCUCCGAGAUGCAGCACAAGUGGCCACAUGCACCAGUGGAAUGCACCGAGCUGGACCUCCAGAAGUUUUCCACCCAGGCAGAGUUUGUGGGCAGCGAGCGGCCGGACGAUGCAACGAGCCAGGCAGUGAAGAGGAUCCCGGCAGAGAGCAGUGGUGUGGUGCAGGAGGGGGCCCAUCACUUGCCCCCCACCUUCCCAAAUCCCAUUGCUGAUAUCCCCCCUGGGGAGCGGCUGGUGGAUGAUGCCCAGAGCCUGGUGACUCAGAUCAGCAGCGCAGCCAAGGGUCUCCUAAUAGCGGAGCUGCCGCAUUCCUUGGUGCAGUCACUCGCCUUCUUGUUGGACCCUUCCUUGAACGGUGUGAAGAACUUCGGCCACGUGGCACUGGAGCUGGGGCUCGUGCCCCAGUUGCUGGGACGGAUCUCAGGGUUCGAGCAGCUCGUCGCACACUUCACGUAUGUGGGAGCCGCUGUGACCGUCCCGCUGCUGGCACAGGCGCUGCAGCGGCUCCAGCGCUUCGACGCCUUGCUCCUGCUCUGUGACCACUUCACACUCAGCCCAGCGACAGACCACCAGCACUAGAGGACGCGGAGGGAUGAGGAAAGCUCUGUGCACUGUUGGUGUGCGAGAGGAUCCAGUGGCCUUCAGUCAUGUAACUUCCCCGGUGUGCAUGGGGGCAGAGCAUGGAGACGGUCUUUGCAUCACGGAAUGGAAGGAUGCGAGGGGUUCUGGGAAGCACGGCUGUGCCUGCUCCCAGCUCCAUGUGGGAGGGCUCACUCAGGCCCCUCCAGAAGCUGUUAUUCUUUGGCUGUGACACCCUUGGUCACUGUGCUGCCCGUGAUGCAGUGCUCUGGCUCUGCAGUGAGGCCUGUCCUGCCCCAGUCUUUCCGUGGGGUCCCUCAGCCAUGGGGCUCGGUCUCCAUGGGCAACACCCUCCUAUGGGCCUAGCCAUCGCCUCCCCUCCAUUCCAGCUUUUCUGUCCUUCCUCUGGUCUGUGCUUUCCUAGGUGCCAGAUGCCACUUUCCCAGUUUGCUUUUUGGUUGUUUCUCUUCCUCCAUGCUGGGAUUUCCUCAGCAGAGGACCUGGCCAUGGCUCACGUGCCGGGCUCCAGCCUUUGCCUCUCUGUGCCACCCUGGCACCUUCCCCUUUGUGUCUAUUUGUCCUGGCAGGACUCUCAGACUGAUCCCCAGGAUGAGCUGGUGUACAUCUUUGUCCUGGGGCUGUGGCUGCUGGCCCGGGACAGGUGCUGGCUCACUCCCGGGCUCCUGCCAUGCCCACAGCCAUCUGCUGCCCAUCGCCUCCAAGGCUUUGGGGUGGCACAGGGCAGCAGGGGCAGGGUCGCUGCACUGCUUUGCCCUGGGGAGUGGGUGGCAGCUGGGGGCUGUGGUUGCAGUCAGUGAUGAUGUCCCUGUGCCAGCCACAGCAGGGCCAGCUCCUUUUAAAAUAUUUUUCUUUUUUUUUUUUUUCCUGCCUAUAAAUGGCCUGAUUUCUCAUUCCUGGGAGUUGCUACUGGGGAGGGGAGAGAGACCUUCUGCUUCUAGUUUCAUCCUGAGGGAUUUGUCAGAGUUUGCCGUGGCCCCGCUGCCACUGAGUGCCCCAGUUUCUGUUGCUGUACCCGGGGCUGAGGGCUGGAGGUGGUCAGGCUGUUCUCUGUCAGCGGCCC